Molecule: messenger RNA, 2412 nt
Organism: Anolis sagrei ordinatus
Lineage: Eukaryota; Metazoa; Chordata; Lepidosauria; Squamata; Anolidae
Gene: DZANK1
Product: double zinc ribbon and ankyrin repeat domains 1
Biological process (GO): eye photoreceptor cell development
Molecular function (GO): protein binding
Source: RefSeq, a predicted model, not a curated record
CCCAGGGCAAGCUGCGGUUGCCACGGAGACCAAGCCAGUCGCAGACUCUGCUUUGCCUCCCAGCCAGGCGGAAAAAAUGACUGCUGGCUCCAUCCUAGUGCCUCAAGUUAUUCCACUUCGUAUCUCGACAUCAGGAAAUGCCAAACAUGAAAUAGAUACAAAUACACUUGUAGAGUUUAAAUCAGAUACCCCUGAUGUUACAAUAUAUUAUACUAUUGAUGGAAGUAAACCACAAAUCUUUAGAAGACUUGGUUACAGAGAUGACAAUACAUUUAUGUAUAAGGAACCAAUCACAUUACCAGAUGGAAAAAUAACAGUGAAAGCUCUGGCAGUCACAAAGGACUACAGAGAGAGUGCCAUUGUUACAAAAAUAUUUUUAGUAAAAUAUUGUGCUCCAAACAUCCAUGUAAUUAAUGGAGACAACGAGAAAUCCUUAGAAGAUAUUUCUGGACUGGUAGUGGAAAAUGGAUUCUCUGAUUUAAGUCUAAGAAAGAACAAAGUGAACAUGAAAAGCAAACUUCAUUGCAGUACUGGAGCAGAGGAACUGCAAGGUUUGUCAGAAGGAAAAGGAGUCAUGCCCUUGCAUCUCAGUGGGCCAGAUUUGAUGAAAAAUUACUUGAGUGCCACAAGUAACAGAGAAGAGUCUGACUCCACUAUGUUUAGGCCUCAGUCACAGUAUUCUGUGGGCAGUAGUAGAAAACCUACAAGUGCUCAGGGACUGAGAAUGCAGAGAGAAACAGAUUUUGCCAAGCAUGUACACUGCUUAACUGCUCAGUCAUCUGAUCUGAAUUCUUAUUUCUGCCAAGGAUGUGGCUUUUUGAUUCCAUCAGUGCCUAAAUGCAGCACUCUACCUCCUGCAGAUGCUAAGGGCAAAGUACUGUGCUGUGUCUGUGGAGCAGAAAAUCCAGUUCACAUUAAACAGUGUGUCAUCUGUGACAGCCAUCUACAUGAAGAGCAAAGGACUGGGCAACAUCAAUGUAAAUUUACUUGUUUCAAGUGUGGCACAAGCAAAUAUCCAUAUGGUAGAUCCUGCAGCAUUUGCAAAGCUGAACAUUCAUCCAGGCUGGGCUCUGAGGAUAUGCAACAGUUGACUGCUGUAGAAUACAGAGGGAUUUCCAAGAAUGAUAACUUGCAGGCCUGGGAGCAAUCACUUGUUUCAUUGCCAACAUCGAGAUCAGAUUUAUUAGGAAAAAAAGAACAAGGAACACAGACCACUGGCUUGUUCUAUCCAUCCAGCAAACAUCUAGAGAAGAAAGAAUCUGAUCUGAUUUCUCAAAAGGAGAAGCAUAGUAAGAUACAUGAUCACAACCCUCUGCUCACAGCUAUCAGUCCUGGAAGAGGUUAUUGGAGGAAGCAACUCGAUCAUGUCUGUGCACACCUCAGAAGCUAUGCACAGAAUAACCUGGAGUUCAGGACAUCAGUUGGAGAGCCUCAAAUGGGGAAGCUUAUUUCUGCUACAGUUCACAAGGAUGAUUAUCAAGUUAGUCUCCAGAUAAAUUAUGCACUUGCUGGAAAUAAGGAUAUUUUGACUAUCAAACCCAUGCCAUUUGAUGAGUAUGAUCUGAGCACCAUCAAAGCAGCAAGUGAAGUGAGUCAGAGAAUAUCAAGCCUCAACAAAAACAGCAAAAAGAUAACAGAAACAAGAACAUCUCUAGAAAAAGAAGAUACGCUUAAUUCUGAGUCGAGGCAGUUAUUGAAGGAAGUAGGACCAGAAGGACAUGGAGAACUCUUUUUAAUAGAACAGCUAAUUGAUGAGGGAGCUGACCCCAACUGCACCAAUAGUGAUGACCAACCGGCUUUAACAGUAGCUGUCCUGAACAAUUACCAUGAGAUUAUUCCUGUUCUUAUAGCAAAAGGUGCAGACAUCGACCAUCAAUCAGGACUACAUAACAACACCGCUCUUCAUGAAGCAGUCUUGCUUGGAAGCAAAGGGUGGAAAUGCACUGAAGCUUUGCUAGGAUGCAAUGCAGAUGUUACAAAGAAGAAUGCCAGCGGGUUGUCAGCCUAUGAUUUGGCACUGAAGAGUGGAAGUGACAAAAUAAUUUCCUUAUUUGCUAGUAAGCUAAAGUAGAGGAGGCUGAACAAACCUACCCAUCCAAAAGUAACUGCUAAUUAAUAGUUCCAGCAUCUAUUUUAUUUUGGAAGACCAAAUUUAUAGUUUUCUUUUUGAUUUAUAUGGCUUCUAACAUUAAUUAUGCAUACGACUUUGCUCAUGGCAAGGUUCAUGCAAUAUCAUUUAAUGUAUUGUCGAAGGCUUUCAUGGCCGGAAUCACUUGGUUGUUGUAGGUUUUUUCGGGCUAUAUGGCCAUGGUCUAGAGGCAUUCUAGGAAACCAUGAAAAUGAACAAAAUCUGGCUACCAGUAUUAAAAAACUCUAAAAUUACAACAGCACAAAAACAGAGAGGAAACAAAC